This is a messenger RNA of Eutrema salsugineum, 1586 nucleotides long. RefSeq names its product F-box/LRR-repeat protein At4g29420. Gene Ontology annotation, molecular function: protein binding. Lineage: Eukaryota; Viridiplantae; Streptophyta; Magnoliopsida; Brassicales; Brassicaceae. The transcript is spliced from 2 exons. The record is from RefSeq and is a predicted model, not a curated record. Bases 1 to 1347 code for a protein of 448 amino acids.
AUGGACGAGUUACCUCCAGAGCUUUUGGUGAAAAUCCUGAAUCGACUUAACGAUUCCGAAGACCUAGCUCGAUGUCGAGUCGCUUCCAAGAGAUUGAACUCGCUUUGGAGGGAGGUUCGAGCCGUGAGUCUCAUCUGCACAUUGUCCCGGUACUCGAAAUCGCGGUCGAUCGCCGUCACACCGUUCAAGACGGUCUUCAAGAGCUUGAUCGAAGAUUCUCGUAACAUUAGCUCCGUCUCAGUCGCGGUCGAUAAGGCGCUUAGCGGGAUAACGUUUGAUGACUUGAUUGAAGAAGACUCCGACGAAUUGUACCUGACCGAUGUCGAAUUCGUGCGAGAGUGGUUGCCUAGGGUCCGUGAUAACCUGGAGAUCUUGUCAAUUUCAGAUUUCUGGAUUCAGUCUUGCUGGAGAAAGUCGGAUGUUUUGGCGCUCAUUUCUUUAAACUGUAGUAAGUUAGUCAAACUAGAGGUGAAGAAUGCUUGGCUCUCAGUUGUUGGUCUGACCCUGAUGCCUAAUCUCAGACAUUUGACACUUGAAUUUAUCAGACUCGAUGAUGAGAAUCUAGACAAGGUCAAUGAUUGUUUCCCUUUUCUUAAAGUGCUGAAUUUGAUUGGCGUUGGAGGACUUAAGGAACCGAGGAUCCGUUUUCUGCACCUAAAGAGUUGCCAUUGGACAGUGUCGAAUGCUCCACUUUCCUUGGCUAUUGUGGCUCCGAACCUCCUUGAACUCAAGCUAAAAUGCAACAAACCCAAAUCUAUUCUCCUCGAAACACCCAAGUUGGUGAAACUCCAUCUUUCUGUAGAGGACGCUGAAGGUGUUAGUAUCGCAGAGCUUCAAGAUCUGAAUACUUUAGAGGUUAUAUCUCCUGACAUGUACAGGCUAAUCAGGAACACCCGAUUUGGCAACAAGAUCAUAAGGCUUGCGGUGGAUUCAGUCAGGUCUAUAGAACAAUCUGAAAGGCUAAAACUUGGACUGGGGACACUCCUUGAAGCAUUCCCUGGCAUCAUUUCUCUGAAUUUGAGUCCUGUGACAUGGUCAAACAUCGAAACCCAUUUCCAAAGCGAAGGUCUAGUACAUAUGAAGGGAACAGAUAGCUUGAAGCAAAUAACAGCGCGUGUUCAGACGCCAAGUCAUGCCGAUGUUCAUCAAACAGUUUCUUUCAUCAGGUCUAUACUCGAUAACUGCAGAGGUGUGACAGACAUGAGACUGAUGAUUCAUCAGGACACAGAUUUUAGAGUAAGAACCUAUUUGAUCUCGGCGUGCACGAUGAGUAACCCGAGAGUGAGAUGGAAAUGGGGAGUGUGGGCUGAAGGAGGUGAAGAUAUGUGGGCUUCUAUUGGCGCCUAAGGCAUAACGCUCAAGUCUGAAACUUGAAUUCUUCUGUAUAUAUAUACUUGUGAUGAUGAUGGAUGAUGAUGGUAACCAAGAAUUCGAUUUGAUGCGUUGGAAUGUUUCCAUAUGUUGUGCUGAAACUUGUCAGGCUUUAAAAAGCAUUCUUAGAGAGUUUGUAUACUAAUGUAGACAGUUAGUCACCAUGUAAUAUCAUAGCUUCACCGUAUAAAACAGGUUUAUGAUUGAUCAGCUAA